Molecule: messenger RNA, 2781 nt
Organism: Australozyma saopauloensis
Lineage: Eukaryota; Fungi; Ascomycota; Pichiomycetes; Serinales; Metschnikowiaceae
Exons: 1
Coding region: 1-2781 (926 amino acids)
Biological process (GO): protein import into nucleus
Cellular component (GO): cytoplasm; nucleus
Molecular function (GO): nuclear import signal receptor activity; small GTPase binding
Source: RefSeq, a predicted model, not a curated record
AUGUGGCGCCCCGACGAGCAGGAGCUCGCCCAACUCAGCCUGAUGUUUCGGGCAACGCUAUCGUCCAAUGCCGCCCAGAGAAAGGCCGCCAAUGAUGCGCUUGCUGCUGCACGAGCACAACCUCAAUUCGAAAACUACUUGUGCUAUUUGUUGGUGCACUCUGACCAGGCACCAGCUGAUGUGAGAGCCGCUGCUGGUGUUACGUUGAAAAACUCUGUGUUGAAGAAUCGUUCAGCCGAUCGUCCGGACGUAAAAGCCCAGGUGGUGGCCGGUUUACUGCUGUCAGACACUACUGUCAGAAACAUCACUGGAAACGUCAUUACUGCCCUUUUUUCUGCUCACGGCAUCGAGGGAUGGCCACAGGUUCUCCCACAACUCUUGCAGAUGCUCCAGGAUGCUGGACUGUCGGUGCAGACCAAGGAAGCUGCUGCCUCUGCUUUGGCCAAGAUCUGCGAAGAUAGCGCCAUGAUGUUAGAUCGCGAAUAUGCCGGCGAGAGACCAUUAAACCACAUGAUCCCUGUGAUUCUUGCCGUAGCCACGUCCCAGGUGUCUGGAGCCACCACUGCGGCUCUUCUUCGUAGUAUGAACCACUUGGUGCCUCUCAAGUCUCAACUGGUGCUCGUGUACCUUGACCAAUACUUGCAGACGCUUUUUGCAUUGGCUCUCGACGAGAGUGCGCAAGUACGUCGCUCUGUUUGUUCUGCCUUUUUGUUGAUCAUGGAGAACCGUCCAGACAAGCUUGUGCCUCACAUUGAGGGUGUUGUGUCGUAUUGCGUGCAGCUGGUUCAAGAUAAAGACGAGACAGUUGCAAUGGAAGCGUGCGAAUUUCUUUUGGCGCUCUCAGAGCUGCAUGACAAGGCAAGUAAACCUGUUUUCCGCGCCAGUUUGGACCGUGUUUUGCCUGUUUUGUUGCUGAAGAUGGUCUUCUCCGAUGAACAGCUUGUACUCAUGGAAAUUCUCGACAGUAGAGAUGACUCAGCGGUUGCCGACAAGGCAGAGGAUAUCAGACCAAACAUGGCCAAAGGCAAAGAUGCGCAUGCCGUCGGAAAGAACUCGAAUGCUCCUUCUCGUGCUGGCAACGGCAACAAUUCAGACCUGGAAUCUGAUGACUCGGACUCCGACCUGGAUUCAGAUGAUGAAGAUGAACUUGAACAGUGGAAUUUGCGUCGUUGCUCUGCUGCAACACUCGACGCUCUCUCUUUGCAAUAUCCAGAAGAGGUGAUCAAUAUCUCGUUGCCCAUCUUGCAAGAGAACAUCGUUUCCCCCGAGUGGCCAAUUCGCGAAGCUGCUAUUCUCGCUUUUGGUGCAAUCUCCAAGAGUUGCAUGGAUCUCGCUAGGGAUAAGUUGCCAACAUUGGUUCCCUUUUUAGUAGACAGAAUGAAGGAUCAAGAAACGAGAGUCCGUCAAAUCACCUGUUGGACGCUUUCCAGAUACGCCACAUGGGUUGCUGAAGAAGCUUUCGAAGGCGGUCAAUACGCUCAAUAUUUCCAGCCCACAUUUGAGUCUGUGGCUCUGUUGGCGCUUGAUUCCAAGAAGCUCGUCCAGGAAGCAGCCUGUUCUGCGCUCUCGCAGUUCAUUGAAGCCACGGAUGUGUCAUUGAUUCAGUACUACGUUGGCCCUAUGAUGGAGCACUUUGCAAAAUGUUUUGCCUUCUACCAACGCAAGAACCUUUUGAUCUUGUAUGAUUGUGUGGGUACAUUUGUCGACAGAAUUGGUUCAGACGUAUUCAACUCACACCCAGAGCAUGCCAAUACUCUCUUGCCUCCUUUGUUGAACAACUGGCAAACUCUUGAGGACACGGAUUCUGAUUUGUGGCCAUUGCUUGAGUGUAUGUCUAUUGUCGCUGCCACGAUGGGAGAGUCAUUUGCCCCAUACGCUGUUCCCGUGUACGAAAGAGCGGUGAAGAUUCUAGGAAAUACCGUUCAACUUCAUAAAGAGGUUCACACCAACCCUGUGAUUGAGGCUCCUGAAAAGGACUUCAUGGUGACUUCGCUUGAUCUCAUCGACGGUUUGGUGCAAGGGUUCAAGGAACAUUCCGUUGAAUUGAUGAGACAGCAUGGCGCAAACUUAAUGGAGCUUGUCUUGGCAUGUCUCGAAGACCACGAUGACGACGUCAGACAGCUGGCCUUCGCGUUGUUGGGUGAUCUAGCCAUAUUCACCUGUGAAGCCACAGUUCAACCAAACUUGAACCAAAUUGUCAUCUGCGCGGGCAACGAGAUUAACAACUGCUCCUACACAACAUACGCGGUGACCAACAAUGCCAUUUGGUCGCUCGGAGAAAUUGCAUUGAAGGUGGCUCCUGGCUCUCUCAAGCCAUACAUUUCAAACAUCGUCAACCUAUUAAUUCCCGUAUUGAAUUCCUCAGACAUGCAACAAACAGUGUUGGAGAACGCAGCCAUUUGCUUGGGCCGUCUUGGGCUUGCUGAUGGCAGCUCAGACAUUGUUCCUAGACUUCCAGAAUUCAUCUACACAUGGUGUACGCAUAUGAUGUAUGUACUCGAGAAUGAGGAGAAAGAAUCUGCCUUUUUGGGUAUGGUCAAGACCAUUGAGGCUGGCCCUGACGCUGGAUUCGGUGGUUUGUCCACUGUUCUGGGACGCAAGAACUUGUCCCUCUUCAUUAGUUGCAUCGGUAAUUAUUUCGAGCCACUGGAAAAGUUGCGGGAGGUGUUCUUCCAAGUCUUGGUGAGCUACAAAGAGUUGCUUGGAUCUUCAUGGAAUGAUGUCAUGAAGUUGGUUGACUCGGACACCAGAGGGUUUUUGUCCAGCACAUAUGGUGUAUAA